Molecule: messenger RNA, 684 nt
Organism: Rangifer tarandus platyrhynchus (Svalbard reindeer)
Lineage: Eukaryota; Metazoa; Chordata; Mammalia; Artiodactyla; Cervidae
Source: the annotation of a GenBank genome assembly
AUGGCUGCGCCCAUUGACCAUGUGGGCCAGACCAUCGAGCGCUUGGGCUCUGGUGUGGAGUGCAUGGGCCCUGCCAUCGAGUGCAUGGGCCUGGGCAUGGAGCACAUGGUGCCCGCAGGCAUGGGCCCCAUGAUGGAUCACAUGGCCACCAGCCUGGAGUGCAUGGGCACCAACAACUUGGAGCGCAUGGGCCUAAAGAGUAUGGGCCCCAAUAGUCUCGAGCAUAUAGGCCUGGAGCACAUAGACGCCAACAGCCUUGAGCUCAUGGGUCCUGCCAUGGGCCCAGCCCUGGGUGCUGGCACUGAGCGCAUGGGCCUGGCCAUGGAUGGUGGUGGUGGUUCCAGCUUUGACUGUGCCAUCGAGAUGGAGCUUGGCAACUUUGGAGGAAGUUUCGCGGGUUCCUUUGGUGGAACUGGAGGCCAUGCCCCUGGGGUGGCCAGGAAAGCCUGCCAGAUAUUUGUGAGAAAUCUCCCAUUUGAUUUUACAUGGAAGAUGCUAAAAGACAAAUUCAAUGAAUGUGGCCACUUGCUGUAUGCCAACAUCAAGGUGGAGAAUGGGAAGUCCAAGGGGUGCGGUGUGGUUAAGUUUGGGUUGCCAGAGGUGGCUGAGAGAGCCUGCCAGAUGAUGAAUGGGAUGAAGCUGAGUGGCCGAGAGAUUGAUGUUCGAAUCGAUAGAAAUACUUAA